Molecule: messenger RNA, 1843 nt
Organism: Megalopta genalis
Lineage: Eukaryota; Metazoa; Arthropoda; Insecta; Hymenoptera; Halictidae
Biological process (GO): receptor localization to non-motile cilium; non-motile cilium assembly
Cellular component (GO): non-motile cilium; ciliary membrane
Molecular function (GO): GTPase activity; GTP binding
Source: RefSeq, a predicted model, not a curated record
UAUUUUGUUUAAAAUGUUCCAUGUUGCAAAGUAAAUAUUUCUUAGGACGAAUUCUUAUUCAAAUCAGUGCACCAUCCAUUCAGAACAUGUAAUAUUUUGACCGGCCUAAUCGAUCGACAGAAAAAUCACGUGCAGUCACGUGAAGAUUAUUAAUGAUUACUAACGUAAAGGUAAAGAAACUCUAUGAAUCUCUACUGGCUGAGACUGAGGUUAGAGUUAGAGGUUUUGUGUAUAUGAUACAGAUGUAUGCACGAUUUGUAAAACAUGUAGGAAGUUUGUCUGGUAACCAAUAGCAACCAAAGGGUUGUAAUGGAAGGCGUUUAGAGUUAUACGCUCCUGCUAGCUACUAGCUGCCUCAAAAUAUUUAAUAUUUUAGAAGCAUACUUUAUACAUCCUUAGUUAUUCUCAAUUUUGAAAUUUAAUUAUAAUGUAUCACAUGAUCGCAUACAGAAGGAAAAGAACAUUUUAAUUGAUAACUUAUUCUUAUUUUAUCCUUUAUUAAACUAUGAGGUUGUGUUUAUUACGUUUCAUUAAUGUGAAUGACGUUAAAUUACCAAUGACGAUUAAUUGUUAUCUUUUACAUUUAAAAAAAUGUUCUAUGUACAAAAUUAUAUGAUACAAUAUAACAUAACAAACUACGAGUCAAUUAUAUCUAAAAAUACAGUAUAAAUUCGAUUUGUUACAAUGGGGAAUUGUGUACGGAGCUUGUUAAAAAGGUUACAAAACAAGAAAUGUUCCGAAAAAACUAUUAUUUUGCUCAUCGUCGGCCUAGAUAAUGCAGGAAAAACGUCCGUUUUGAAUCGCAUAAGCGGUGAGUCAGAUAGGAAUGUAUUACCUACAAUAGGAUUUCGAACAGUGUCUUUAAAGUAUAAGUCUUAUACAGUCAAAAUUUAUGAUAUUGGUGGUAGUCCUCAAAUCCGAUCAUUGUGGACAAAGUAUUACAGUGGUAUACAUGGUCUUAUAUAUGUGGUGGAUGCUAGUGAUAUUUCCCGACUUACAGAAAAUAGAGUUGUAUUUGGUGAAUUAAUUUCACAUGAAUGUAUUUCAGGGAAACCAUUAUUAUUGCUUGCAAACAAACAAGAUAUAAAUGGAUCGAUUGAUGAGCUAGAUCUUGUUGAGAACUUGGAUGUAGAAUAUGUAGCUAAUACUAUGAAGUGUCCUACAAGAGUGGAAAUAUGUUCAUGCAUAGAAGGAGAAAGUCAAUUAAAAGAUAAUUCUAUAGGUAUUAAGAAUGGCUAUAAAUGGCUAUUGGAUAUAAUUGUAAAGAAUUACACCGUAUUAAACAAUAGACUCAAAGAUGCACAAAAUACUCACAUUGUGAGAGUUACUGAAACACAAGAUUCAAUAUCUGAUACAUCAUCAAGGAUAUCAACACAUUCUAAUCCAUUUAAACCAAUCAAAGAACUAGUUGUUAAAAAGGAACAAGUUCAGUCAACAAGUGUUCUGCACAAUGGAGUUGUUGCUGGAAACAGGUUCAAAAAACUAUUUAUACAUAGAAAUAAAACUGCUCCACUUACUAGUGAAGGAACGGUCAUUGAACUCGGAGAUACGUCUACAACCGUUAAACCGGCUAAGAAAAUUUUGGAAGUCCAUGAGAGUAUUGAAACUCUUCCACCAAUAGUCUAUCCAAUGAUGCCGACUGCAUUUUCAAAUUCAAUUACAUCAAAAUCAAAUCGUCCACACACCGCACCAGAACGUUCACAACAUGUUAUUAACAAAGUAACAGUAAUUAACAUUCCUGGGCAAAUAACAUAGAAAUGUUAUUAAUUGCAUUUUAAUUAUAACAAUAGGGGACCAUUAUAAAGAAAUAUAAUGAUAAGUAAAAAAUAAUUAAAAUUAUAUA